Messenger RNA from Manihot esculenta (cassava), 2033 nucleotides. RefSeq lists its product as uncharacterized. Gene Ontology annotation, biological process: regulation of transcription by RNA polymerase II. NCBI's taxonomy places the organism in Eukaryota, Viridiplantae, Streptophyta, Magnoliopsida, Malpighiales, Euphorbiaceae. Bases 380 to 1915 code for a protein of 511 amino acids. Gene Ontology annotation, cellular component: nucleus. The record is from RefSeq and is a predicted model, not a curated record. Gene Ontology annotation, molecular function: protein dimerization activity; DNA-binding transcription factor activity, RNA polymerase II-specific; RNA polymerase II cis-regulatory region sequence-specific DNA binding. The transcript has 8 exons.
GCCUAACGACGAAAAUGGAAGCGAAAAAGGAGCGAACAUGCAGAAGAAACAGAAUCUGAUUACGUGGCCCAGUGUAUGAAUCCCACGUAUCACCUGAGAAACCAAAAUAAGUACCAAUUAAUUAUAUUCGAAAUUAUUUUUUUCGUUAAAAAAAUAAAUGAAAGAGCGGUUUCAUACUUUCAUUGUCAAAAGCGAAACUACUUUUGCUGCUCUAUCUCUAGCUCUCUGGAUGCUGAGAGAAGUGAAAAAAGGAAGCUUUGGUCAGUAAUUAAUGGUUCUCCAGAAUCAGAUCUGAUACAUAAAGAGAAAGAAAGGAGUUUCUGUGUAUAGGAGCUGAGCAGAGUGUUUUGAAGUUUACUAGAUCACUGGAAAGCAAUUGAUGAUGGAUGAAUAUAUUGAUCAUUAUUUCUCUUCCACAUCAUGGGCAGAUGGAGAUGUUAAGGAAAGCUCAUGUUGGGGCUACGUUGAAACUGGUCAACCGAAUUUGCUGCUUCCUGCCUCAAUUAGGUUAUAUGAAAAUGACAAAGGAAACCCACCUUUAAGUAUGAUUAGUUCAAAACCAAGUGUGGAAAAGUUACCAAUCACUCUUGGUGUUGAGUCAAAUUAUGCUGUUGACAAAUGUUUAAUUUCUGGGAAUACUCUAUUGCAAAACGUCAGUCAAAGCUGCAGGGACAAAGCCUCCCCAACAAUGAAUUGCAGCUUGCAAUAUGACACAGCUCUUCCUACACUGGCUUCAUUCAAUCUUACAUAUCCAAACCAGCUUCCAGUGGUUGAUGAAUUAACAUCGUCUCCUUCCCUUGCUAAGGCAGGCAUUGUACACAAUGGCAUUGACAGUGAACGACUAGAGUACCAUAGGUCCUUCAAAGAAAUGCAAAAUCUAUCAAUGGCACGACUCAGGCCUUCAGCAUCAAAUGAAGGUGUUUUAUCCAUGUCUGCUCUGAUGGGACAAGACUCGUUGCAGCAACUUGGUCUUCAAGAAGGAAAUUUGGAUGAUGAAACUGACUUUAUGAGGAAGAGAUAUGUUAGCAUGGAUCGAAUUCUGCAACUUGAUAAGUUGUCUGCAACAUCCACCAUAGAGGAUAAGGUGGAUUUGCAAAGUUAUCCAUUUUCUCCUUUCACAGAUCGUCCAAAUAUAAAAAUCACAACAGAUGAAGUAUUAUUCCCUUCACAGACUACAUCAGCUUCUCCUUCCAAUGGCUGCAACAGAACUUUAAAGCCGCGUGUAAGGGCACGCCGUGGCCAGGCUACUGAUCCACACAGUAUAGCUGAAAGGCUUCGGAGGGAAAAAAUUGCUGAGAGAAUGAAGAAUCUGCAAGAACUUGUUCCGAAUUCUAGUAAGAUUGACAAGGCAUCUAUGCUUGACGAGAUCAUAGAGUAUGUCAAAUUUCUUCAGCUCCAAGUCAAGGUACUUAGCAUGAGCAGAGUAGGAGCAGCAGCAGGAGCAAUCAUUCCUCUCAUCGCAGAUGUUCAAGCUGAGGGUUCUAACAGGCACUCACUUGGACCAUCAGUUGGUUUGGGAAUUGAUAUUUCUCCAUCUCCAGACCAAAUUGCCUUUGAGCAAGAAGUGCUUAAGCUCAUGGAAUCCAAUUUAACUACUGCCAUUCAAUAUCUUCAAAGCAAAGGACUUUGCCUGAUGCCUAUCCAUCUAGCUACUGCUAUAUCAAGUGGAAAAAAGGCAGAAUUAUCAUGUAAUGGUGAAGAGGAGCAAAAUUUUGGCUAUGCCAAUAAUCUUGUCCAUAGCAACAGCAGCAGCCACAGUAGCAACUGCAGCUUUUCUGGUACUGAGACCCAUCAAAUGUCCUAUGAAGACAAUAUUAUGUCGGAACAGCACAGCAGCAAAGGCAACAUUGCCAAUGAGUACAAUGGGAUGAUUGACAAACAAGAGAAGGCAAAGAUGAAUAAUCUCUAUCAGUGAAUCAAAUUUUAAAGAUGCAACUCUUAUUUAGGAUAAAAGAUCUAAUUAAACUAUUGCAGUGCAAUUCAUUCCCUGUUGCUUUUAUUUCUCUCCUUUUUUCCAAGUUAGGAUCCCUUCA